CGCGCAGGCGCAGUACGAGGCCGGCGCCGGGGGCCAGAGCUGGAUCUUUGGUCGCUGCCGGCAUGUCGGGGGAGAGGGGCCGAGCUCGGAGCUCCACGCUGGGGCUCGCACUCUGCGCGCUGCUCUCGGCCCUCGCCCUCACGGCCACGGCCACGGCCACGGAGCAGGAGUCGGUCACCUGCGGCUCGGUGGUCAAGCUGCUCAACAACCGGCACAAUGUCCGCCUGCACUCGCACGACGUCAAGUACGGCUCCGGAAGUGGGCAGCAGUCUGUGACUGGUGUGAGUGUUUCGGAUGACAGUAACAGCUACUGGACGGUGAGAGGAAAACCGGGCCUGGUUUGUCAGCGCGGAAUACCGAUCAAAUGCGGACAACCUAUACGACUAACGCACGUCAACACUGGAAGAAACCUGCACAGUCACCACUUUGUGUCGCCACUCUCUGGAAACCAGGAAGUGAGCGCGUUCGGUGAGAAUGGAGACGGGGACGACCUGGACGUGUGGACCGUGCAGUGCGGCGGCACGAGCUGGGAGCGGGACGACGACGUUCGCUUAAAGCACGUGGGGACCCAGGCCUUCCUCACCAUAACAGGCGAGCAGUACGGCCACCCCAUCAGGGGUCAGCUGGAGGUCCACGGCACCUUCAGCCCCAAUGCCAACAAUUACUGGACGGUCAUGGAAGGUGUCUUCAUCAAGCCCAGCGCCGAGCCACUCAAGCACGACGAGCUGUAGGUUUAUAUAAACAAGACCAUUUGGGGAAGUGAGACCAAUGAGAAAUCGUUGCAUUCUUUGCAACCGACAAUUUACUUUUUACCCUUUCUUGACUCCUAGUCUGUACAGUGAAACUCAAUUGUACCGAUCUUUUCUACAUGUUAUAUUUCUAGCAAAAUGGAAGUAUAUUUAAAAGUUCUAUGUAAGCUGGAGUGUACGUGUUCAACUUAAUUCCCUUGCUCUACUUUUCAGUAACAAGUUACAGACUUGCAAUGAAGUACUUACUGGUGGUGCAUUUUUAAAGUCGUCUGCAUGUGAAUGUUUCAAUCUCCAUUUGUUUUUUUUGGUCUUUGUUCUUCAAUUUUUUUUUUCCAAGAAUCUAGAAUCAUUCUGCAGAAUAAUUACUUGAAGAGUUGAAUUCACCUCCAGCGAGAAUAAAAAAAACUGGCCUUAAAAAGUG
Molecule: messenger RNA, 1170 nt
Organism: Leucoraja erinaceus (little skate)
Lineage: Eukaryota; Metazoa; Chordata; Chondrichthyes; Rajiformes; Rajidae
Gene: sdf2l1
Product: stromal cell-derived factor 2-like 1
Exons: 3
Coding region: 63-731 (222 amino acids)
Source: RefSeq, a predicted model, not a curated record